AUGGUGUCGGAAGUAUGUAGUAUUCUGAGGAAGAGAUGCUCAGGUGAUGAUCUCUGGAAAGAACACAUCAGACGAAGAUGGGGUCCAGUAGUAGGAGAUGUGGUUUAUAAGGAAUGGAAAUGGCAUAUAACAUCAGCAAAAGAGGAGAACUCUUUCAGGAUCCAUCAAAAUAAUGGUUCGGUGGGAACUUUUAGUGGGGAUUGGCCACGUCUCUCUCUCGGCUCAUAUUUGGAAGACUCUGAGAAGCUUAGAGGUUCGUUAUCAAAUUAUUUCAUGAAAGCUUUAUAUCUUUCUGUGGAGAAUGGAAAGUUCUGGUUCCCAGCUCAAAUUUACAAGGGCAAUGGAGUAUCUUGCUACGACGCCUUACUUAGUUACGAAUCUGAAACAGAUUCCUUUCAAGCACGAAUACAACGUCGGGGUUGGCAUGUUUUAAAGAAAAACAUAAGGUGGGAUGAGGUGAGAGCCACACCAGUUGAAACUCCUCCAAACGCUCUUCACGUCUCUGAUGACCUCAGUAACUUGAAACCUGGGGAUCACAUUGAAAUCCAAUUCAGAACAGCUAGGCGAACAUCUUAUGAAUGGUGGUAUGCUACUAUAGGACACCUGGAAACAUGUGAUGAGCAUGAGAAUAAUUGUGGGUGUGACCAAAGUGAAGUGGUGGUGGUGGAGUUUAAGCAGUAUCCUCCAACAUCUCGAAUGAAACGCUUGGUUCUCAGCAAAGACAACGGCCGGGAGCAUGAUGAUGGAAGGGGCCGCUUGUAUGGAGGAAUUAGGAAGAUUCAUAGCCAACCACAGAUUGACACCUGGAAAAGGCUCUUUCCUCGACAUUACUUGCAUCCUCCCUCCACUUCCUUCUGUAGGGUGUCUUUGUCUUGUAGAAGAAAUUAA
Molecule: messenger RNA, 888 nt
Organism: Neltuma alba
Lineage: Eukaryota; Viridiplantae; Streptophyta; Magnoliopsida; Fabales; Fabaceae
Product: F-box protein At2g32560-like
Exons: 5
Coding region: 1-888 (295 amino acids)
Source: RefSeq, a predicted model, not a curated record